This is a messenger RNA of Aspergillus pseudonomiae, 393 nucleotides long. RefSeq lists its product as uncharacterized. NCBI's taxonomy places the organism in Eukaryota, Fungi, Ascomycota, Eurotiomycetes, Eurotiales, Aspergillaceae. Gene Ontology annotation, molecular function: protein-disulfide reductase [NAD(P)H] activity. Gene Ontology annotation, cellular component: cytosol. The record is from RefSeq and is a predicted model, not a curated record. The coding region runs from base 1 to 393 and encodes 130 amino acids. The transcript has 2 exons.
AUGCCCCUCAUCACAGACUUUCCCCUCCCCACAUCCCCAAAGCACCUUGAGCUGCCCGAGGGCACCGACGCCAAGGCGUUUAUCGUGUUUGUGACCUCCGAUGACCCUGUAACCGGUCAAUCCUGGUGCCCGGAUGUCCGUGCCGCCUGGCCAGUUCUUGAAGCCACGUUCUCCGGCCCGAACACACCGGCCCUGAGAGUGGUUGAGGUUGGACAGAAGCCAGAAUGGAAGGAUCUACAGAAUAUCUACCGGACUAACUGGAAGAUCCCUUGUAUCCCAGCCUUAGUGCGAUACGAACGUGUCAAUGGCGAGACUAUCGAGACUGGCAAGCUGGUCGAAGGAGAGAUUCUGGACAAGGAGAAGCUGGGCAAGCUUAUCGGAGCGACGCUUUAA